AUGUCUCGCGAGCCUUUCGAAGUACCCGAGCUCAUCGAGCAUAUAGCCAGUCAUUCGCGCUGGUCGCUUCGCGAUAUAGCGGCGUUCAGGCUGUCCGGGCGUAUCCCGUCGAUUGUUGGUCGUCGCCUGCUCCUUGAAAGGGUAACCCUUCAUGGUCACUUUGACGUCAUCGACGGGCGCUUGUUGCUGUCGAGGAUAGACGCCUUAGCCGAUUUGGUUCGCUCCACGCCAUCCUUGGCACCACUUGUCAAGCGGGUAUGCCUUUCCUCGUGGGGAGCGGACAGCGGUUGGUUACGCUCCGACGCGCUGAAAAGGGCGUUGACGGUCCUGUGCGAGGGUGGAGGGGCGACAGAGCUCUCUAUCGCUCGCUUGGGCGUUGAAGAGUCUUUGGGGUUCACCCUCCGCGGUAUACUGCGCGUCUCUGGGUCGAGCUUGAUCCGACUCAGGGUCGUACAUGUACUGGAUGUUCCGAAGGCCGUCCUCGAAUCCUGUGUCAACCUGCAGGACUUGAACGUGGACGGCCUUCGUAUGAUUGAUUCUGGACCCGAUCCGAACCAUCGCCCCUCCUUGACCGCCUUUCGUUAUUCGCAUUCGUCUGGUAUAGCCCUUGCAAAUGUCGACCAUUCGCCGGAUCCCAUCGUCUCUAUCCUCGAUUGGAGCCAGCUACGCUUGCUAGUGGUUCGGCUCUCCUGGUACCGCGACGUGCGCGUGCUUAAUCAUGCCACCGCUGCUGCCCAGACGUCGUUAGAGAAGUUGGAAUUGGAGGUUUCGAGCUUCCAUAGAAAUCGUACUCGCCCCGGUGUGGAUCCUGUGUUGCCGAUGUUACCUGAAGUACGAGAGGUUCACUUGGUGCUGACCACGCAUUACCAUUACAUCCGCGUGGAUGAUUGCCCCCCAUCCGCUUUCGCGCUUUUCGUUGGGUUGUUGGACUGCCCUCGCCUUAGAGUGCUACAUCUGGAGUGCGUGUUCGGGGCUCUGCUUCGGAGGAGGUACAUCUAUACCUUGCGAUGGCACGUGCUAGACGCGGAAUUAGCCCGCUUGGGAAAAUAUGGUAGGAUACGAGUCGAGCUCGAUUUCGUUUAUAGCAGUAGUUUCAAUAUUCCGAGUUGGGACCCCGUCUAUUACGAUGAGAUGGUUGUAUUUGUAGAGGAAGACUUCCUGGUCAAAUAUUUCCCUUUGACAGUGGCUUCCGAUUCCAUCGAACUUGUCCUCGUGUGA
Molecule: messenger RNA, 1218 nt
Organism: Coprinopsis cinerea okayama7#130
Lineage: Eukaryota; Fungi; Basidiomycota; Agaricomycetes; Agaricales; Psathyrellaceae
Exons: 2
Coding region: 1-1218 (405 amino acids)
Source: RefSeq, a predicted model, not a curated record